Messenger RNA from Lytechinus variegatus (green sea urchin), 1790 nucleotides. RefSeq lists its product as uncharacterized. The coding region runs from base 152 to 685 and encodes 177 amino acids. The transcript has 3 exons. NCBI's taxonomy places the organism in Eukaryota, Metazoa, Echinodermata, Echinoidea, Temnopleuroida, Toxopneustidae. The record is from RefSeq and is a predicted model, not a curated record.
GUUGACAUGGUCUGGUGAAUUUUGUUUACUAGCUUCCAAACAUAACAAAAAAAGUUUGAAAUGGUGUACAUAAGCUUGCGCUCGAACUUUUUGGAAUAUAUUCUGUUUGUAUAAAAUCAUAUUUUGCAGCCCUUCUUCACAAGUAUUAAGAAUGAUUAUUAUGGAUAUUUGUAUAGCUGUGAUCUGUCUAUUUGGUUUCGUGUCGUCUGCUACGGGCUUGCGUUGUUAUCAAUGCACCAGUGAUCAAUCCGGCAGUGGACCGUGUGCAGAUCCAUUACAAACCGAUAAUAUGCAAGUGGUCGAAGAUUGCAAGGGAACAUGUUAUGUUUCCUAUAGUCCAUCAGGUACAUCUCGAGGGUGCUAUAGCAGGACAUCCUUCUGCCUGGAAACCUGUCUCGGUCCAGACACAGACAUCAACGAUUGUCAACACUGCUGUGAUUGCGAUAACUGCAACGCUAUCACCGCAUCAAAGUUAGAAUCCUCUGGGGACGAUUAUAACUGUGUUGCAACCACACCGCCGUCGACAACGACGACUACCAGAUCCCCCACGAGUACUCUUCAGUCGACGACGAUGACAACGGCCGUUGAGGGUGUAGUCCUUCCACGGGGUCAUGCACAUGGACUAAAAAUGUCAUUAUAUGUAGUGUUUUUGUCAGCUCUAGUAGCUUCUGUGACGAUACUUUGACAUGGGAUGUAAAAUGUCUCCAGCUUAAUAAAAACUGUUUUGUUUAGGCCUACAUGUAUGUUUGUCAUAGUUCAUGCUGGUGUCCUCAGAAAUGGUCGGAGGUGGAGCAAUUUGGACAGCUCCCACCUAACGUGGUUUAUAUCUCAUUCGAUUCUAACAAUGACGUGUCCCCCCUUUUUUCUAGAUGAUUCUGAAGUUAUUACUGCCCCAUUUGUUUUUUUUUUUCAUUUUUGGGAACACUUUUUGGGAACAUAACAAAUGUUUACAGAUUUGUUAUAAUAGACAUAAUUUACAUGUAUGCUUAAGAUACAUGUAUGUCUAGAAUAGCAUUCCAGCUUAAUUAUUAUAAAGCAUUAACCUUAAUGAACAUUACUUGAUGGUGAUGUGGAUUUUUUAAUGGCUUCCACUGAAAUAUUUUGUUCAUCAUCAUCAGUAUACCACGGAUUAUUUAUCGAUAAUAUUAAUUAUGAAAUAUUGUUUAACCACUGAUAAAGGCUUUUGAUCAAUCAAAGAUUAUACAUAGCAAAAUUUGGGUCUUAUAUUAUGAAGGAGGAAAGUGAAGAAAUUUGCAAACUAAUUCUAACAUUCAGGCACAUGCCAAUAACUAUGGGAAUUCUAUUUUAUUUCAGGUUGAAUAGGAAAAUAGGCCUACCUCAUUCAAAUAUAUAUAUUUUAAGAGUAUUAUUCUGAAGUAUUUUCAUAAGGGUUGAUAAGUUCACUAUCGUGUCUCCUAUGAUUUUAGACACUUCUUUCUGUGCCCAUCUUUCAUACACAUGUCAUCCUUUUCUCCACCUCUCCCAGCACCUCUCCUGACUUUAAUCUCUGUCUUCAGGUUUCUUUCUUCUUUCUAAAAUUGCCCUUUAUUUAUGUUUAUAUACAAACAGGAUUGUUUGAUUUGUAAAUAAAAGGUAUAGACAUAUACCCAAUACUCAAAGGAAACCAAGUUUUAUUUUCAUCUUAUAGUUUAUGGUUAGGGGGAAAGGUGGGUAAUGUCAUUCACUCUGUUUAUAUCCUUAUCACCUCUUGAUCCAUCUUUUUAUUUCUCUCCCUAUCCCUCUAUUUUUUUUCUCUCUCUUUUUUGUUCUCUCCCUCUCAUAUCUCUCUC